CUCUGCUUAGUGUAACGCGACACCUGUGACAUUUGAAAGAACACGGUCGGUCGUGUGUACUCUCUUCAUUCAUAUGUGUUGAUUUUGUUGACAUUGAAGUUUGAAAAGUCAUCAGUGGAGCAGCUGUCGAUAUGCUGAAGUCACGUGUCACACCGCUAUCAAGUGUGAUCAGAAAGCAUCUACUUCCUGGGACACACAGCGCAUGUCUCAAAGCAACAGCCGCCAGCCCAAGGGUUGCUGAAAGCGAUGAAGUGCGACCAUAUAAGGAUAUGCCAGGGCCACGUGGCAGAUACGCAAUUCCACAGAUCGGGCCGAUAUUUCACAUGAAACCCUUCACGAAUUUCACAACGCAGUCUUUCCACAAAUUACUGGACUCACUACAUGACAAAUAUGGGCGGACCAUCCGUGUAACCCUUGUUGGACCGAGUGUCGUGACAGAGGACCCAGAUGCAAUAGAAGCCAUCUACAGAGCUGAGGGCAAGUACCCGAUGAGACCCCCCCUGAACAUGUUUGAGACGUAUGCCGAGAGAAACAACAAGGAACCGGGCAUGGCAUUGGUGAAUGGUCCAGAAUGGCAUCGUCUUCGUUCGGCGUCACAGAAGUAUAUGUUGAAACCGUCAUCAGCUUCAGUAUACAUUCAGGAACAAACUGACGUCGCCAAUGACCUCAUAACAAGGAUGUCUACAAUGAAAUAUACCCCAGAGGAGUUCAGAGCAGAGAUGUUCAAAUAUGCUACAGAAAGUAUUGGAGUUGUUGCUUUCAACAAACGACUUGGUUUCAUGGAUCCUAAAGGAGCACCAAUGUCAGCAGAAAAUAAAGUUUAUCUGGAGUCAAUACAAACUUUCUUCCAAUGCUUACUGAAAGAUAUCGGACCUCCUUUGUACAAGUUCAUGCCCACUAAGCUCUACAGAACGUUUGAGAGGGUUGCCAACCAAGCAUAUGGGUAUGGUCGUGUACAAAUAAGAGACGUUCUAGAAAGAGUGAACCGUGAGAUGAAAGAAGGAACGUUUGACCCUGAAAAACCAAAUCUGAUUCUACAGCUACAGGCGAGUCCCAAGACGACCGACAACAGUGUGGAUGCCAUUUUACUAGAUCUCUUAACAGGUGGAACAGAUUCAACUGCAAAGAACAUGGAAAAUCUUCUGCUAAACCUGGCCUUGAACCCAGAGAAGCAACAGAGGCUGUAUGAAGAAAUCCUGGAUGUAAUUGGACCAAAAGGACACGCGCACACCGCUGACCACAUGUCCAAUAUGCCCUACUUUCGAGCAUGUAUGAAAGAAUCAUUCAGGGUUCUCUUCCCUCUUUCCUUUGGUUCUCUCAGAGUGCUUCAAGAAGAUGUUGUACUAGAUGGUUACAUGGUGCCUAAAGGGACCCAUGCCUUCAUGAACAAUCGUCGUCUUCUCCUCAACAGCGAGUAUUUCGAUUCGCCUAAAGAGUUUCUACCUGAGCGUUGGCUGAGAGACGACUCAAGCAACAAGAGAGAAAAGGAAUACCCGGCCUUUGCUCUCUUGCCCUUUGGUUUUGGGCACAGGAACUGCCUGGGAAGACGUUUUGCUGAACAGGAGCUCUGGCUUGGUGUCACAAAAAUUAUCCAGAACUUCCAUGUGUCAGCACCUGAUGAUGGGGACUUUGAGUUCAUGUACACGACAUUUGGUCAAAUCAAGAAUCCCGUUAACUUCAGGUUCGUUCCGCGAUAAUCAUCAUACUACAGUACACGUGCUUUCAGUUUGCUGGCACUAGCAGCUCGUUUACUGUAGAAGCAUACAGCACCCUAUAUGUGUUUGGUUCGGACGUGUUGUAGGUGUACAACAAGUGUUCGUUCCAAAGUUGACCUGUUCCGAUAUCAUGAGCAUGGUGACACUGACAACUUUAGUGCACAUAUAAAACUAGUUUUCAUAUUGAACGUGCGUUUUGAAUUGUAAUUGUUUAAUAGUAAUAGGUUACUUUUGUGGUGAAAACAAUGUUUGACAUAAAUCACUUAUCUUUCUUCACCUUUACCCAUCGAUAAUCAUCAAACUUCUUUGAUACCGCAAAUAAAGAUGUUAUCAAAUCUGCCUACAUUCAUAAGGAAUUGAUGCUUUGAAGAAAAGUUCAUUUCUAAAUGUAUACAUUUCCAUUUACUUUACAACACCAAAAUAGUUUUACAAACUGUGAAGAGUUGAGUUUGAAAGUUAAGUUAAUCAGUGUGCUGUCAACAUUUAACUUGCGUCCUACACCUUCCUUUUGGCUUUUUGCCAGUAAUGGUUUCAAGUGUGACUCGAUCUUUCGAUGUGAUGUACACAACUUCAUAGAGUUAUGAUAUGAAUGUGAUCGACACACACUCUUCGUAUUUAUCCAAGGAAACUUUCAGAGAAUACAAAAUCAAUAUUUGCAUACCUACACAAUAGAUGUACCUGGGGAACGCAUUUGAAUGCAAUGGCCUAACGAUCACAUCCGAAAGUUGGAGAGAUAUGACAGUCGGUAUUCGGACAAAAGGUGCAGAUUGUCGACGUUUAAAUUGUGAGAAUACCAAACUUAACCUCUCUGUAUAUAAAAUAUACAUUGCCGAGGUCGGAUUGUAUUCAGGGAGUCAUUAUUUUUUUAGAUACGGGAAAAUGUUUUUGAAGGUUGUACAUUUUAUUGACAUCCUUAAAAAGGCUGUGCAAAAUAUAGAUAUCUUAUAUAAAAAAUAAACGACUCGUGGUCUUUGUUUAUCGUACAAUAGAACACAGGGCCCCUCCCUACAAUAUGUUAUUGUACGACAAACAACAAUAACUGAAAUGAUGUUCUUAUUUAUCACAUUGUGUUUAAUUGUGUUGAUGGUGGAUCCUAUAAGCAUCCCAAACACAUUCUCUGUAGGACAGGACGUGCUUAUCCUUGUCGCGAACACCCGGUGUCAUCACGUAUUUUCAGUGAUGCAUUGUCAUAACUUGUACCACUGUUUUGCCUUUGACGCCCAGUGGGGUUUUUUUCGGCAGAUAAUCGAGACUGAUUGUUUUCUGGCGUUGACGUUCUACGUUAAGAUCCCAAUGCUGAUUAAAAUGACAUCAAGCUAUGCAUGUCUCCCUCAACAAGUUGCUUACACAGAGACCGAUCAAUCCGCAAAGCCAUAAUACCAAUGAUGUUACAUGUAUGUUGUUAAUUGUCAGUUUAAUGUCAAUAAUAUGACCAAUCCUUACUUUUACAUUUGAGUCCAGGAAAACCUAACGAGGAACAUUUGAAGGAACAUAUGUUUAUUACUUGUACAAACGUGUGUCAUGCAUUUGAUACUGAAUAUAUAUGGAAUCUGUAGUCAGAUUGUUCUUUUGUCAACUCAAAUUAUAUUCUACACUGUUGUGAUUCCUAUUUGUAUAUAUUUUCAAAUAAAGAUUGAAAAAUGUGCCUAAACAA
Messenger RNA from Haliotis rufescens (red abalone), 3369 nucleotides. RefSeq names its product probable cytochrome P450 49a1. NCBI's taxonomy places the organism in Eukaryota, Metazoa, Mollusca, Gastropoda, Lepetellida, Haliotidae. The transcript has 10 exons. The record is from RefSeq and is a predicted model, not a curated record. Gene Ontology annotation, molecular function: oxidoreductase activity, acting on paired donors, with incorporation or reduction of molecular oxygen; monooxygenase activity; heme binding. The coding region runs from base 132 to 1697 and encodes 521 amino acids.